Teleopsis dalmanni is the source of this 1086-nucleotide messenger RNA. RefSeq names its product lipase member I-like. The record is from RefSeq and is a predicted model, not a curated record. The coding region runs from base 4 to 1086 and encodes 360 amino acids. The transcript is spliced from 6 exons. Gene Ontology annotation, molecular function: lipase activity. NCBI's taxonomy places the organism in Eukaryota, Metazoa, Arthropoda, Insecta, Diptera, Diopsidae. Gene Ontology annotation, biological process: lipid metabolic process.
UGUAUGAGUCAUGGAUAUAAAUCGCAAGAAGCCCUCUUAUCUACAGCUAAUAUUUAUUACCAAAAACCACUAUCUGAGAGGACCGGUCUAGGAGAACCAUCUGAGCUAACAUUAGAUAAAGUCGAGGAUUUGAUAUCAAAACAGAAUUUAAAAAUUAUUGUGCAUGGAUAUUUGGGAUCUCGAACUCAUAGUUCAAUAAAGCCUUUAGUAAAAAUUUAUUUGGCUCAAGGAGCUGCAAAUAUAUUCAUAGCAGACUGGCAGUACUUAGCAAACUUGGAUUAUCGUGAUUCUCGUCGUGUCGUGUCUAAAGUAUCUAUGCAUUUUGCAGAGGCUUUAUAUGAAUUUUUUAAUAAACACGAAAUUGACUAUAAUGAAGUGCAUAUAAUUGGCCACAGUUUGGGUGCGCAUAUAGCAGGAAAUAUUGGAAGAUUUUUCAAUGGAAGUUUUGGUCGUGUUACUGGCUUAGAUCCCGCAUUACCGCUUUUUACACCUUUUUCUUUGGAUGGUUUGAGAUCAACUGAUGCACAAUUUGUUGAUGUGAUUCAUACUGAUUUUCCUGUAUAUGGGGAUUUAACACCUCGUGGGACAGUAGAUUUUUAUCCCAAUUUUGGUUAUACACAACAGAAGGGUUGUAACGAUAUGGAUUUAUUAACCACCAGUAAAAUUCUAUUGGAAGCAUUUGGUUGUAGUCAUAGUCGUGCUGUUGUUUUAUAUGCCGAAUCUAUAGAAAUGCCUAAGAAUUUUCCUGCACUUCCUUGCCCUCUCAGUAGCAUACAACUUCGUAAUCUAUACCUUUGCUUAGUGAGGGUGUCACUAAACGACAAGAAUUUGUCAAAUUUAGGUAAUGCUAUUAGUGAAAUGGAUGAAACUCAAGUUGUUUAUAUGGGAGAAGAAGUUUCAAGAAGCGCUACUGGUUAUUAUUAUCUCGAAACUAAUGAUGCACCCCCUUAUGGUAUGGGCGCAUAUACAAAAUUUUCUAAAGACUCACAAGAUGCUUGGUUCAUGCCGCCACUAAUUAAUUUUGGUUUCAAUAGUAACAAAUCAAUUGAAAUGCUGCCAAGACUUCCCAAUAUAGUUAAUACAUGA